Molecule: messenger RNA, 2902 nt
Organism: Lytechinus pictus (painted urchin)
Lineage: Eukaryota; Metazoa; Echinodermata; Echinoidea; Temnopleuroida; Toxopneustidae
Product: blastula protease 10-like
Exons: 7
Coding region: 253-2034 (593 amino acids)
Biological process (GO): proteolysis
Molecular function (GO): metalloendopeptidase activity; zinc ion binding
Source: RefSeq, a predicted model, not a curated record
AAAUACGUCACUCCAUUGCAGAUCGCGGAGAAGUGUGUCUUGAAGAAAGUAUAAAUAUGGCAGCUCUGGAACGACUUCUUCAGAUUGCUCCUAGAGCGCUAGAAGACAACGUCAAGACAACUUCAAAAAGAAGAUCGAGAAGAAGAACUAGAAGAAGCAGAAGAAAGUUUCAAUCAACUCACAAGAAGACCACAACCAAUCAUCACAAAGAAAGAAAUCUGAAGAACACCUGAUAGAGAACAACCAGCCAUCAUGAAAACUGCACUCGUACUAUCGUUCAUAGCCCUACUAAUCCCAGGACUUCUCGGGUUGCCACUCACUGAUAACCUGCUGAACAGAAUGACUAGGGAUGCCAAGGAAGACAAAGAGAUACCAACGGAGGCACCUCCACCCAAGAAACCACUAGACGGUGUCGCACAACACCUUUACGAUGAACCCAAGGAUGAAGAUCCGACUCCUGGAGCCUUUCAAGGAGACAUGAUGUUAACAGUAGAUCAACUGAGACAAAUCGAAGAGGCCAUCGAUGAUCAGAAGGCUGGUCGUAAGAAGAGAAAAGCUGUCAUCAAUGAGAAUGCUCGUUGGCCCUCCAACAUCGUUCCUUAUGAAAUCUCACCAUCUUCAAGUGGUGAUAGCCAUGUGAUUCGUGCAGCCAUGGACCACUGGGAACAGCAUACAUGUUUGAGAUUCGAACCACGAACUUCCUCGCAUGCCAGUGACCUAGACCAUAACACGUAUCUGUCAUUCAUCAAGGGUGGUGGUUGCUGGUCCUUUGUAGGAAGGGUCUUUAAUGGCGAACAACAGAUAUCCAUAGGAUCAGGAUGUGCCUACCUCGGUAUAGUCGCUCACGAGAUCGGACACGCCAUCGGGUUCCAUCACGAACAAUCUCGACCAGACAGAGACGACUACAUCAAUGUCCACUUUGAAAACAUCCAAUCUGGCUUGGAAGGCAACUUCCAAAAGUAUGACUGGAAUUCUGUGACGACACGCAACGUCGAGUACGACAUCGGCUCCGUCAUGCACUACGGAUCACAUGGGUUCUCAAGGAAUGGUCAACCAACCAUCACCACCAUCGAUCCUCUUCAGAUGCAUCUACUUGGUAACCGAGCUGGUCUUAGUAACGCCGACAUCACUCUAGCCAACCUCAUCUACGAGUGCGACAAUCAAUGUUCGGGCUCUGAGCAAUGUCAGAACGGAGGAUACCAUGAUACUUACUGUAUCUGUGUAUGUCCUCCAGGUUACAGCGGUGACUUGUGUCAGGAUGGAAGUGGACCUACCACUACACCACCAUGUUACCAAAGAUUGACGGAUACACAGGGAGAGAUUACGUCACCAAACUACCCCAGUAACUAUGACAACGACCAGGAAUGCAUGUACCUUAUUGAGGGAGCUGCAGGAAGUACAAUUGAACUGGCAUUUGUUGACAUGGACAUCGAAAACGAGAACCUCUGUCGCUACGACUCCGUCGAGGUCCGCAAAGACGAUAUCAACGCCAUCGGAGAGAAGUUCUGUGGUAGCACCUUACCCCCUGUCCAGAUCUCUAGUAGCAACCAGAUGUUGGUUUCUUUCACAUCUGAUUACAGCAUCACUGGGCGUGGUUUCAGAGCUACUUACGUCAUCCAGGGUGUCUCUACGACUGAGGCACCAACUACCACCACUGAAACAACUACCAAUCCUCCUGUAGUCGGAACAUGUGGAGGAAGCUUUGAUGACAACCAAGGUUCAUUAGCAUCACCAAACUAUCCCGGUGAUUACGAUAAUAACCUACGGUGUGUCUACGUGAUCGAAGUGGAGGCUGAUCGUCGGGUUGAGCUGACAUUCGCAGAUUUCUCGCUGGAGGAUCAGAGUACCUGCCGAUGGGACGAACUGGAGAUCGAUCUCGGAGACGGUGUCAAAGUUCCUAUGAAGAUGUGUGGUUCUGAGUAUCCAGCCGCUUCUUUGGUGUCAAUCGGUAACAGGAUGGAACUCACACUGAAGACAGAUGGGUCUGUUACUAGUAGCGGCUUCAGAGCAGACUAUCGUGCAAUCGAUCAGUAAAACGAUCCCUAAUUUACCCACAAAGAUAGUAGAAAAAACGAGAUAAAAAGUAAAAUGCUGGAAAUGUUCCUUCGACAUAAUUAUUUUGACCAUUCACUCAUAAUGAAAAUACAGCACUUGUUUGCUUGUAUCUAUUGCAUAUACUAUCAAUUUCUUGAAGACAGAGUGUAAUUCUUAUUUUAAAUUUGUUGUACUCUUAAUUCUCCUCUGAGCUGAAGAGUUUUACAUAAUCAAGAAGGUGAGAAACAUUUUUUUUAAGUUUUUCAAUAAUAACAGUGCCAAGAUAUUGAAUGAGUCAUCCUGUUAGUUCAGUAAGAUGAUAAUGUGACAUGAUAUAUUUUUUUUUUUGCUAAAUAUAUAUAGAUCAUGAGAAUCUGAGUUCAUGACAAUCGUUAGCGUUAUACUUUGAAGCAAAUGCCUGUAAAAUAAUGCAAGACACUUUGAUAUUAGAAGAUGUAAAACCUCUUUUUUAUUUUGUUGAAACUCAUUAUUAACUCACGUUUUUCAACCAUUAUCUUGCUCUCAAUGCCAAUUCAUAAAAGUUUGCUAAUUGUUUGUGUCAUUUUUUUUUCAAAAUAUGUUUUAUGAUUAGGUUUUAACUGUAAUUUAGAAAAGAGUUCGUCCUUUGUUUUUCGUAAAUGUUUUAUAUUAUAUUUUGAUAUGCAUAAAUAUUCCGUCUGGGACGGCUGGUUUAAAACAAACAUUAUGAAAUUCGAUUUUGAAAUACUGCAUUUGAAAUUUGAAUGGUUACGAUUUAUAUCACAUCUGAAUUUAUAGAUGUACGUGUAUAUUAUCGUGUGGUUUUCCGUCAGGUACGGCUGGUUUCUACAGUAUAAUAGAUGAAUUAAAUAUUAUUUAUAAUACAUAA